CUGCAGGACUGUCUCCCAGAACAAGAAGAGGGAGCAGAGGAGGGAGCCAGUGCCUCAAGGUGUUUGGGAUAGCAGCCUUGAAGGGGGUACACCUGGAAGAGGACAGAGGCCAGGCUUAGCACAACCACCCCUUCCACAUGACCGGGGGCACUGUAUGGAGUCUCCUGGAUACCCUCUGCAUACAACCAGCAUCUCAUCCUCAGAACUUCCUGGCUGUGGCCUGGGGACAUGAAGACAGCCCAACCUGUAGGGAAGGUGGGAGGGGAUGGGGUAACCCCUCUGCUGAGCCAGCACCUGGGGCUGUCUCCAAGGCCUGAGGGUUAACAGUGGGGCAGGCAGCCCUUCCCUUCAUUGGCAGCCUUCUCUUCCUGGGCAGCAUCCCUAGUAUGGGCAAGGCUGUGACCAGACCCAGCUCCAUGGGGACAGCCAGGCAACCUGCAACAGCACAUGGCACUCACAUUGAAAUUUCCCAAGCAGGCAGCUGCAUUAGUCUGUGGCCCUGCACAGCAGAGGAUCCUGUUCCCUGUCACUCACCCCCAGCUGUUUCUCUACCGCAGGGAUGCACCAGGGCCUCCAAAACUCUGCUGGGCCAAGACAUCCACGGGCAUUGGCUGCGAUGCCCAUGAAGAUAUCUCAGACAGGAGCAGCCUCAGGCCACGGCCGUGGAGCACCAGUCCCACGGCACAGCCCAGGCUCCCACGCAGUCCCACUAGCGGGGAGCCACCCACAGCCACAGACUAGGUCAAGAUGCUGCGCCAGGACAGGAGUGGGGGUGAAAAGGGGGGAGCCGGGGCCACACGGUGCCGCUGCAGGGCAGGUGCAGUCGCAGCUCCGGGCCGCGUGCCACCUCCGCUGUCCCUGCUCGCGGUGGCACGGACGGCUUAGUGGGCGCCGCCUGUGCCCGCACACUCCCUGGCAGGUGAUGUCGCAGGAGGACGCGGGAGUUGUCACCCGCGCGCUGGAUAAUCCGAGGAGAUGAGAGCAGGCGAGGCGGCGGCUCCGCAGCUAGCAUGGACCAGCAACAGGGGCCACCAGAGCGAAGGCCUGCAGGACCUGCCACGCACCCACAGCCCAAGGAGGGGAUGCUGUGGGGGUUCUUUGCCAUCCUGUCACUGCUGGCUGGGCUGGCCACAGGCACCCUGCGAACAACACACUGCAACGAGACGCUGGACGCAGCCCCCACGCCGCGGGGCAUGGCCACUGCCAGCCUGUCUGUGGAGGACGGUGCGGAGGCACCACUUGCGGCUGCCUGGAGCCAGCUGUACGGGGACAACGUGACAACAGGUAGCCCAGGCACCACAGAGCUGACGGAGGACCUGCUGCUGCGUGCUGAGCGCUCACCACCAGGCAUCAGCAAAAAGGGGACAAAAAGGAAAUCCUCACGGGGCACCCGUGGGCGCAACUGCCACAUCCGCAACCUGAUGGUGAAGGUGCGGGACCUGGGCCUGGGCUUCAACUCGGACGAGAUCGUGCUCUUCAAGUACUGCAGCGGGUCCUGCCACCGGGCACGCAGCAACUACGACCUGACGCUGGGCAGCCUGCUGCGGCAGCAGCUCAUCACCCCGGGACCGCAGGAGCGGGUCCUCAGCCACCCCUGCUGCCGACCCACCCGCUAUGAGGCUGUCUCCUUCAUGGAUGUGGAGAACACGUGGCAGACAGUGGAGAAGCUCUCAGCAGCUGAGUGCAGCUGUAUUGGCUGAGGAGGGGGCCACUGGCUUGGCCCCAGCUCAACA
Ficedula albicollis (Collared flycatcher) is the source of this 1733-nucleotide messenger RNA. It is a transcript of the gene ARTN, whose product is annotated as artemin. NCBI's taxonomy places the organism in Eukaryota, Metazoa, Chordata, Aves, Passeriformes, Muscicapidae. Gene Ontology annotation, molecular function: receptor tyrosine kinase binding; glial cell-derived neurotrophic factor receptor binding; growth factor activity. The transcript is spliced from 4 exons. Bases 1011 to 1700 code for a protein of 229 amino acids. The record is from RefSeq and is a predicted model, not a curated record.